CUAAGCCACUACUCUGGAAGCUACAGGUUUCAGGCAAGAAGUAGACACCAGCCAAGGGUUUUGAUACCUGACUCCUGUUGUUUCCCCAACCACCCUUUGCUUGUAAAUGGCUUCGGCUUCUCCAUCACCUGAUCCCAGUUUGGAUUCUGAAUGGCAGGAGUGGAAGAGGAAACACGGGAAAACUUACAGCCAGAAUGAAGAAAAUCUGAGGAGAGCAGUGUGGGAGAAGAAUUUAAAAGUGAUUGAGAAGCACAACUGGGAAUACCUAGCCGGGAAGCAUGACUUCACCAUGGCAAUGAACGCCUUUGGCGACUUGAACCAUACAGAAUUCAGGAAAAGGAUGACUGGCUUUCGAAGGCAGAGGAUAAAGAGGGGGCACAUAUUCCAGGAUCAUCUGUUUCUUUCUGUCCCCAAACAUGUGAACUGGAGAGAGCAAGGCUACGUGACUCCUGUGAAAAAUCAGGGUCAUUGUGCCUCUAGUUGGGCUUUUAGUGCAACCGGAGCCCUAGAAGGACAGAUGUUCAGGAAAACACGGAAACUGACCCCUCUGAGUGAGCAGAACCUACUGGACUGCAUGGGAUUUAACGUUACCGGCGGCUGCAGCGGUGGGUUCACGCAGUAUGCCUUCCAGUACGUGAUGGAUAGCGGCGGCCUGGCAGCUGAAGAGUCCUACCCUUACACAGGACGAGGUACAAAGUGCAGGUAUCAAGCUGAGAAUUCUGCUGCUAAUGUCAAGGACUUUGUGCAAAUCCCAAGACAUGAGGAAGCCCUUAUGAAGGCGGUGGCUAAGGUGGGGCCCAUCUCUGUUGCUGUUGAUGCCAGCCAUAUUUCUUUCCAGUUCUAUGAGAGUGGCAUCUAUUAUGAGCCACAGUGUAGGAGGGUUCACCUAAAUCACGCUGUUCUGGUGGUCGGCUAUGGUUUUGAAGGAGAACAAUCGGAUGGCAAUAGUUACUGGCUGGUCAAAAACAGCUGGGGUGAAGAAUGGGGCAUGAAAGGCUACAUGAAGAUAGCCAAAGACUGGAACAACCACUGUGGAAUUGCUACUCAUGCCACAUACCCCAUUGUGUGAGGUGCUGGGUGGCAAGAAGGAGGGCGUGGACUGGGGACA
Molecule: messenger RNA, 1108 nt
Organism: Phodopus roborovskii (desert hamster)
Lineage: Eukaryota; Metazoa; Chordata; Mammalia; Rodentia; Cricetidae
Product: testin-2
Exons: 8
Coding region: 107-1069 (320 amino acids)
Biological process (GO): immune response
Cellular component (GO): lysosome
Molecular function (GO): cysteine-type endopeptidase activity
Source: RefSeq, a predicted model, not a curated record